GGAGAAAAUAGUUUUUUCUUUUCUUUUAAUUUGAUUCUUACUAUGGGAGGUUGGACAUCCUAGUCAUUCUGCUCUUUUCCUUAUCUUCAUGAAUCAGUGAUGCAUCCAAAGGGUCUCAUCUCAGUUCAUCUUUUUUCAGAGAGGCACAGGUGCUAAGGAAGUAGUUACUAAUUGGCAUUAGAAAUCAAGUUGUAUCAGUUUCCAGCUGUAAAUACAGGUAGUCCUCGACUUAUGACCACAACUGAGCCUGGAAUUGAGCUGCGGCAUCCUUGCAAUUGGUGGUAAGGGUGGGCAAAUUGCCAAGAGCCCAAAUUUUGCUCAUGUGACCACAGUACCUGUAGUAACAAAAUGAUAGCACCUAGUUUCAAAGCCAACACUAGCUAAUAAUGGACCAAUAUUAGUGGACCAAUAUUUAAGUUUGUGGCAAAAUGGCAUAUUAAAAGUGUGAUUUUAAAACCAAUUUGCAGCUGUAUUCCGAGACUACUGUGUUACUGCCAGGCCAUCUGAUGCAAGGCAAUGAUAGAGUAGACAGAUCCAUUGAUUGCUUUAGUGUACUUUGCCAACAGCUGCUGUGUAUAAAUCACAUGAUUUCCUGAGAAACGCUGAAUGCCAGCUUUGAUUUACAUUUUGAGAAUAUAACAUUUUUGAGAUACCCAGUUACAAAUGUUAGAUAGCAGAAGAGAGCCGGAGAACACAUACAAGCAAUUAUUUCUUUCCAAGAUAAUUAUUCCAAUGUUUUCCUAGAAAAACAGGCCUCAUAUUACAUAGAUAGCACAAUUUUGCUCUUAUUGAAAUUGCAUCUUAAAUGUUGACAUGUUACUCCAGUUUUGUUCUCUUGCUCCAUUGUCUAUCUUGGUCUCUGAAUGUUAAAUGUAAUCAUGUAUUGCAAUUUUAACUGAACAUUCUACUUAGAACAAAAAAUGUAUGGCAAAGCAAUACUACACUGUGAUUUCUUCAUGCACCCAAUUUUUUGUUUUGUACCACUAGUGGGGAACACAGAGAAUAACUGCCUUGCUAAGUGCAUCAUAAAUCAUAUAGGACUGAAGUCUAUAUGGCUGUCUUGCAUUUACUUUGGGAAUUAUUCAUAUAACACAUGGAGGGCAUCAGUUCCAUUACACUGUAUUCCACCAUGACAUCAUGGGUAUUGAAGUAGAAUAUAUCUGAAGCAUACCAGCUUGGGGAACUGUUUCAAUAUGUCUCUUUGCAAAAUGGUCUGUUGUGAGGCAAAAAAAUGUAGGAGCUCACCUGAAAGCAUUUUAUUACUAUAUAUAUUGGGUCAUUGAACUAAUUAUUUGUAUAAUCACUUCUGGAAUCAAUAGACUGCCUUCCCCCAUCCCCACUGAUGCUUAGUUUGAGGCAUUUGGUUUGGGGAAGACUUGAAGGAGAUUUGCACAACAGAAAUAACUAGAAUCUUUAGAAAAAUAAUAGGGAACAUAUAUGGAAAGCAUGUUUUUCUCCUGAACAAACUUCAGGAGAAACAGGAAAAAAAUACACAACAACACCAAGCCAUCUGGGGCCUUUUUCCCCUGCAGAAAUAGUUGAACAUUAUUGCAUUCUACAUGCACUCGCUGUUCCCUCCCUGGUCUUCUGUGCUACACUGCUCACAAGUAGGACACUGUCUUGCCUGGGCUUCCAGCUGCUGAUUGCUUUGAUUUCUGUGGAGAAAAUGCAAUCCUUGUCUUCUUUCAAAGACAGGGAAUAGCGUCCUUUCCUCCAGGGAUUGAAGGGGGGGGGGGAGAGAGGAUCGUGGCUUUGGUGUUUGCUUGAGCUACAUCUCUCAUAAUACAGAUGUGCCUGACCACAAGCAUCCUCAAAAGUCACGAUUUUUUUUUUAAAUCCCAGAGGUAAAGAUGUCUCGACCUCUGCCAGACAGCAGCUCCUCAUUAAGGGGACUUUCCGGGCUUCAGAGGAAAGAUCACGGGGCUACGUGGUGGUGGGUCCAAUCUUUGCUUCCAGGAGAAAAACGGUUUUGGGUCGCUGUGUCCUUACGGUAUUUAUCUACGUAUCCAUCUCGACCCAAGAUCUAAAUGUGCCCUCUCGGCCGUCCGGGUAAGGAGGUCGCUGUUGCCUCGAGGAUCCGAGCGGCCCCUCGGGCGCCUCACUCCGCCUUUUGUUCCCAGACCAUGCGCGUCACCGUCUUCGCAGCUGGGCGGGGAUACCGACGACGAGGAGGAGGAGGCCAACAGAGGAACUGUUGCUGCUUGUGGGGCGGUGGAGACGAGCAUCAUCGCGGCGCGGCGGCGACGGAUUAACGGCCAGCCUAAUCUGAUUUCGUCCUCCGAACUGAGCGAGCCUCUCCUGUUGGCGAGCCCGUUGGAACAGCUUGAGCCAUCAGGGGACCCAGCGCGGAAACGGGGGAGGCGGCUUUCCGGCCGGAUCAUGAGCGAUUCCAGCCCCAGACGGCUCCGGAGGGGCCAGUGAGGAGCCGUCCGGGGAUGGCAGCGCCGUGCGAGGAGGAUUCCAGCCAGCGUCUCGCCUCUGCCCCAGCGCCGCUGCCUCCCGCGCAGCCCGAGAGGAAGAAGCUGCAUCGGGCGCCGUCCCCGGCCAGACCCAAGGAUGUGCCCGGGUGGUCGCUGGCCAAGAGCCGGCGCGGCAGCCACCCCGGCUCGCCCGUUUUCUUCCCCGGCAAGUCAGGAGCGGGCGGUGGACACCCGCGCCGGGCUGGGAGCGCCAAGGAUGGCCGCGGCGAGAAGAAGGGCAAGGCCACGCCGCCGAUCGGGUCGCGGGGCGCCGGGAAGGGCUCGGGAGGCCGAGCCGGGGCGAGAGCGAAGGGGCGGAGCCGUCUCCCCGGAGCUGGUGAGGGGGCAGCUGCCUCCGGCGGGGCCGGAAAGGUGCCGUCGGCGCGCUCCCAGCCGCCGCCUGCCUCGAGCCUGACAGACAGCAGUUCGGAGGUGUCGGACUGCAGCGCCUCGGAGGAAGCGAAGGUCCUCUCGCUGCUGGAGCUGGGCGGGCUGAGCGGCGGCGGCAGCAGCGACACCGAGUCCCCACCCAGCAGCAGCGCCCCUGCCCAGCCGGCCAGCGCCUCCGCCGAUGGCGUAUCCCCGCUGCCCGAGGACCUGUCGACGGGGGCCUCGCUGGCCAGUAGCCGCCUCCCUCUCAGCACCUCGCUGGCUUUCUCCGACCUCACCGAGGAGCUGCUGGACGCCGGAGUCGCCAGGGAGUUGGAGGAGCUGCGCUCCGAGAACGACUAUCUCAAGGAUGAGAUUGAGGAACUACGUGCAGAGAUGCUGGAGAUGAGAGAUGUCUACAUGGAAGAAGAUGUCUAUCAGCUACAGGAGUUAAGGCAACAACUGGAUCAAGCUAGUAAGACUUGUCGUAUCUUACAAUAUCGUUUGCGAAAAGCAGAGCGACGCAGCCUUCGUGUUGCACAGACUGGCCAGGUGGAUGGAGAACUCAUCCACAGCCUUGAACAAGAUGUCAAGGUAGCCAAAGAUGUCUCUGCGCGUCUCCAUAAUGAACUUGAAGCAGUGGAGAAAAAACGGAUUAAACUGGAGGAGGAGAAUGAAGACUUGCGCCAACGGCUCAUUGAGAGUGAUUUGGCUAAGCAAGUGUUACAGAAUGAGAUGGACAAGCUUAGAGAGAAUUCUUUAAAGAAAAGGGGAUCACGUUCUCUAGGGAAGACAGACAAAAAAUCAUCUGUCCAGGAAGACAGUGCAGAUCUCAAAUGUCAACUGCAUUUUGCUAAGGAGGAAUCUGCUCUAAUGUGUAAAAAACUAACCAAGUUAGCCAAAGAGAAUGACAGUAUGAAGGAUGAGCUGACAAAAUACCAGUCCUUGUAUGGGGACCUGGAAAGCUCUCUCUCCAUAGAAGAGCUGGCUGAUUCACCUUACUCCAGAGAAGCUGAGCUAAAGGUCCAUUUGAAACUUGUUGAAGAAGAAGCCAAUAUUCUGAGCCGCAGAAUAGUAGAGCUUGAGGUUGAAAAUCGAGGACUGAGGGCAGAGAUGGAUGACAUGAAGGGGCAGGGAGAUAAAGACCUUUUGGGACAAGAUAUCCAGUUGGCUUUCUCCAUGGCAAACAAUGGAGAUUCUGGGGAGAGUGUGACAGAACUCAGGCGGCACUUGCAGUUUGUGGAAGAAGAGGCAGACCUGUUGAGACGUUCAUUGAUGGAGCUGGAGGAACAGAAUAAGCUCCUCAUGAAUGAGCUCAAUAAGUACAAGUCAGAUCAUGAUCUGGAUAUUACUUUAUCUGAGGACAGCUGUUCUGUGAUCAGCGAGACUUCUCAAGAAGAACUGGCCACUGCCAAGGUCCAAAUCAGUGAGCUUAGUGGCAAAGUUAAGAAGUUACAGUAUGAGAACCGUGUGCUACUCUCCAACUUGCAACGAUGUGACCUUGCCUCUUGCCAUACCACCCGACCCAUGCUGGAGACAGAUGCUGAGGCUGGUGAUUCUGCCUUGUGCAUCCCAACCUCGCUUUGGAAAGAAAUUCCUAUUGGGGGAGAAAAUGAUGCAAAGGAGAAAGUACCUAGCAAUGGCUUCAGCAAAACUCAUGAAAGCAGCCCCAACCAGCUUUCCAAAUUUAAAGACUUUGAGACCCUCCUUGACAUCAGAGAUCAGGCUGCUCUUGUCAGCAAAGCUAUUGAUGUCCUGAUUUCUGAUGCCAAUGGCUUUACCUCUAGCCUCAAACUUUGCAUGGACAAUGACUGUGCACAGCUAGUUUUGAGUGAGGCAAUGGACAAUGAGAAUACUACGGACUCUAAGCUGAUCAAUGCUAUUUUGAUGCGGCUUGGAGUCCUGCAACAGGAACUAAACACCUUUAUGAAAAAAGUAGACGGUAUUGGUGGCUGCUUGAAAGAUCAGCAGGAUUCCCUACCAGGUUCCAGCUCCCAGGAUUCCACCAAAGAAGCUCUACGAAAAAGUCAUGGUGCUGAAUUCCAGCAGUCUGACUUUAGGGAGGCCCCAGACUGGGAUGUCGGGGAGAGCAGGCCCUCUGAUCUAUAUCGCAGCAACAGCAGCAGCAGCACUGCCACCAUCAAUUCAGAAGCCAGCAUGGGACAUGACCGGAGCUACAAGUCAUACCAACGAGAAGAGAAGGAUUCUUACAUGUCUGAGAUCAAGGAACUGCAACUAGUUCUUUCUGAAGCUAAUGAGAGUUUGAGGGGCCUACAGGAACAACUUUCCCAAGAAAGACAGCUGAGGAAAGAAGAAGCAGAGAACUUCACACAAAAAAUCUGCCAGUUUCUUCCCAUGUUUCAUCAGUUAAAGGAUGAUCACCAGAAGGCCCUCCUGAGAAGAGAAUUUGAGCUGCAGAGCCUGAACCUUCAGAGGAGAUUGGAGCAGAAGUUCUGGAGCCAGGAGAAGAACCUUCUGGUACAAGAAUCCCAACAGUUCAAACAGAAUUUCCUGCUUCUUUUUAUGAAGCUCAAGUGGUUUAUGAAGCAUUGGAGACAGGGGAAAACCUUGCAAAAUGAAGGCAGUGAUUUCUUGGAGGUGAAUAGCAUGAAAGAACUAUAUUUGCUGAUUGAAGAAGAAGAACUGAGCCCACAGCAGCAAGCAGAUAAUAAGACAUACACUGGAGAUCUUUGGUCCCAGAACAUGCCCAAUGAAUAUACCAAGACCUUGUCAGAUAUGAAGGUGAUCUUGAAGGAGCUGUGCACAGAACUACGGGAAGAGAGGAGAGGCAUGAACGAACUGCAGCAACAGUUUGCCAAAGCCAAAGCCACCUGGGAGAUGGAGAGAACUGAACUCAAGAGUCUUAUCACUCAGUUAGAAACUAAGACUGGGAAAGGUCCAGCAGAACGUGCUCUUUCUGAGUGGAAAACUGCUCUGAAGAGGGAAAGGGAAGAGCAUCAGCAUCUCCUAGCUGAAUCAUAUAGUGCUGUUAUGGACCUGACCAAGCAACUUCAAAUCAAUGAGAAGAACUGGGACCAAGAAAAGCUGGAACUUUUGGAUCAUUUUAAGGAUGAACAGCAGCAGGCAGAGCAACAGGUGAAAGAACUGCAGAACAAAAUUAACCAGCUUCAGAAAGGUGCCAACCGAUGGGCCUUAAAAGCCUCUGAAAUGGAGAAGCAUGGUGGUAGCUGGAAAGAGACCCUCAAUGAGAAAAUCACUGACAAAGAGAUGGCUUCUGAAAUUGAUAUCAAAGGAAGUAAUUUAAAAAGGACAAAGUCAGUUUCCUCCAUGUCUGAAUUUGAAAGUUUGCUUGACUGCUCUCCUUAUCUUCCUGGCAAAAGCAGCACUGUGAUCAUAGACAAUGCCCACAGCAGAAAAGGAUCUCCAACUACACAGAAGUUGCCAGAACCUACUGGGAUCACUUCUGAGAACUUUGCUUGUGUGAACAGUAAGGAACCUACACCCAAGACCCUGGCUUCAGAGAAGCUGGAUGCUUCCCCUUGUGAAUGCAUUCAGACAAAUGACUUACCUACAUUGGAACAGACCCAGAAACAAAUGCAGAGGAGUUAUACAGCUCCAGACAAAACUGGGAUCCGCAUAUACUAUAGCCCACCUGUCGUACGAAGGUUGGAACCUCCUCUAAUGCACAACAGAGACGAGAAGAUCAUGGUUGAGCCUGGUUUUCUAUUCACAAUGGCUAAGCCCAAGGAAGAGUCAAACAGCUCAGAAAACAUGUAUAGUCGAUGGUUGUGUAACUUUUCCAAGCAGCAUCGGGAAUUACUUGAUGGCAGUGCUGUUAGUGAGAAAGCUGUAGCUCCAGUGUCCAAAUUCCCACCAUCCCUGCAUGACCUUGAAAUUUCUGGCAACAUGAGUGAUGACAUGAAGGAAAUCACCAAUUGUGUUCGUCAAGCUAUUCGUUCCAGUUCCCUUGAAAGAAAGGUUAAGAGCACCUCUAGCCAGACAGUGGGAUUGGCCAAUGUUGGUACCCAGACUACUCAGACAGUCAGUAUUGGCUUGCAGACAGACAUACCCAGAGGAAGCAUCCACAGUAGUAAGAGCUGGUCUCCACGAAGUUCCUCCCUUGUGUCAGUGCGUAGCAAGCAGAUUUCAACAUCUCUGGACAAAGUCCAUUCCAGGAUUGAACGGCCCUGUUGCUCUCCCAAAUAUGGUUCUCCCAAACUCCAAAGAAGAUCAUCAUCUAAGCUGGAUAAUUCCAAGGACCGAAGCUUGUGGAACCUCCAUCAGAGUAAGCAAAAUGGCUCCGCCUGGGCUCGGUCCACCACUACUAGAGACAGUCCAGUUCUAAGCAACAUUAAUGAUGGCUUGUCUAGCUUAUUCAAUGUUGUGGAGCAUUCUGGGAGCACAGAGUCCAUAUGGAAGCCUGGAUGCCAGGAAAGUAAAGCCAAGCCAGAAGCACCAAAAUAUGGAAUAGUGCAAGAGUUUUUCCGGAAUGUGUGUGGUAGAACUCAAAGUCCCACUUUGGUUCCUGACAAGAAAGACCCAGUUGGAGGGGACAACAGUAACAAGAAGCCAGAACCUUCCUCAGCAAUGCUCCAGCUUUUGGAAAACACCUCCAAAAAAACUACAAAGCAGAGCUGCAAUGAGGAACCAAAGCUCUCCAGUCUAAGCCAAGGUGGCAAGGACAGAAUCUUAAAGGAAGCUGAUGCUGUUUCUGCUACUAUUGCCAAUGAGGAUAUUGCUUGUGAUUGCAGCUCUCAGUCCUUGACUUCCUGUUUUUCUCGGUCAUCACGUUCAACUGUCCGACAUUCCCCUUCUAAGUGCAAAUUGCAUCCCCCUGAUGGCAGCCGGGUGGAGGAGAAAAUAGGGUCCUCAAGUGAGUGAGAGGAUCUACAACUGAUGACGGAAGAACCAGUCUGCCCUGAAGCUACCAAUCUCUUUGGCAGUUCUAGGACUGGCUGUUCCUGAGCCAGCCACAGCUGAGGAAUGUUGCUCUUUCAUGGUUGGAGCAACAGCUUCUGUCUUCUUGUAGCUCAUUGAGGAGAUCUGACAUACAGAACCUAUAUGGCAUAGCCAGGGACAGAAUGAAAAUCUCUCGUCUCUGGAAACCUUUCUAUUCCUAAUUGGCCACUCACAACAGGAAUUUGAGCAGUGAGAGUUGAAUGCUGUGCUGUGGUUCAUGACGUUGGAUGUUUGGCUGCCUGCGAAUGGGUUUUAUUUCCCAAUUCAAGGAGAUGCCUUUUUUUCAUUUGGGAACGGCAUUAUGGGAAAAGGCAUCAGGGAAUAUUGUGAGCUGAUAUAUUGUGCUGACUGGACUGCCUGCUUAGUCUGUAGGAAAAAAAACCAUCAGAGAUUAAGAGGUGCUGCUUUCAAGAAUCAGAUGCUUAUAACAAGGGGGUGGGGGGGGGAGAGAGAGAGAGUGAGAGAGAGAGAGAGAGAAUAAGCAAGCUGAACACAGAUCAAUUCUGUUUUGUCAUUAUAUUAGGAUGGAUAGCUUUCCUCAGGCACAAUCAGUAUACAACACUAUUAAGCCUCAUACCCAGCCUGCAUUAUGCUAGAUACUGGCCACAUAAUUUUAAUCUAUUGUAGUGGCACCAGCAGUCACACCAGGUCUCAGUAAAAAAAAAAAAAAAAGUUUGUGUGUGUGUGUGUGUGUGUGAGAGAGAGAGAGAGCGAGAGAGAGAAGAUCAGGACAUUUUAUUGUCCAUUUUUAGCAAUCUGCAGCAACCACCAGCACCAGGGAAAACAUGGCGCACCUUGCUUUCCUGGCCCUAUGCAUCAGACUUCCUUUGACAACUGAAAACGGAGAUGGAUUUUCAUCUUUAGGUAGCAGAUCUUUUCUCUUUAGUUUAAAACAAGUAUUAGUCACCGUUUCUGUGCUUGAAUGGCCAGACUAUGGGUAACUCUAGGAAAUUUAAAACCAAGAAAUGCUGAAACUUCCAUGUCUCCACACGGCCUUAUUUCCCUAAUGCAGAUGAUGGUGCUAUAUAGUUCUUAAGAUAAAGUAUUUCAAUUUUUUUCUUGUGGAAAUGUCAGUAUCUUUGAUCCACAGACUUCUAUAUUUUAAGGUGUGGGUAUGAAAUGACAAAAUGCAGACCUGAAUAAGCACAGGCCUGAUGAAACAUUCCAGAUUCUUGGGACAAUUGCAUGCAGCUGUUCACCUUAGGACAGGACAUCUCACAGUCAUCUUACCUAACUCUCCAUUCACUAAACAAGGGGUCCCCAACCUAUAGGCUAUGGCCUGGUCCCAGGCCAUGGGCUCUUGGCCAGUAGGCCUCAGAAAUAGCUGGCCAGUGCACGCAUGCAUGGACGUGCAUUCCCCCCACUCACGCUAGCGCCCGUGGCCCAUUUGCAGGUGUGCAUGUGUGUGAACAGGAAUGGGAAUGCUAGCAAAUGGCAGGUAUCCAUGGCCAGUUUGCGCAUGCACGAAUGGGGGCGCUAGCCUGGGUGAGCCGCUAAUCACCGCCGGGGGUGCAUGGCCAUUCACACAUGUGCAUGGUGCCAGAGCAUGCUGCAUGUGAAUGGGGCUGCUAGUGCUACGCCAGUGUGCGUGGCCCCUUGUGCAUGUGCACCAAUUUUGAAGCUGCUCUCCGUCCCUCCGGUCCAUGAGCCUGGAAAAGUUGGAGACCUCUGCACUAAACAACCUAUUGCCUAGUAUAUCCUUACGUUCCUUUUCUGCAGAGGAUUAAGACAGAAGGAGAAAUAUGAAAUAUCUGAAUUUGUAGCACAGUCCUGUUAAUGCAGACUCAUGUAAGUCUUCUUUAGGGUCCCUAAAACAAAAAGAAGGCAUUUGGUGACCUCAGUACAGGUAGUUCUUGGUUAAUAUCUGUACCUGGGAUAUUGGAAUUUCUAUUGCUAAGCAAUGUGUUUUAAAGCGCAACAUCACAUGACAUUGCUUAGCAACAGCAGUUCUGGCAGUCCCUAGUUACCAUGGUUAAGCAAAGAUCUCUUGUGGGAAGCAGAAAAGGAAGGCUGCAAAUCAUGAACAUGUGAAUGAAUGAAACUUGCAAUGUCAGAAAUCUGGGCUGAUUGCUGAGCACCUGGAUCGCAAUCAUAUAAAUGUGGGGGUGUUGUGCCAGCCACAACUUCAGUUACAACUACCAUUUGUUGUCGCAGGUUUCAGUGGUCACUGAACCUGUAUCACAAACAGCUUCCUUUUGUGUAAUCCCAUCACUUUGUGCAGUAGAAGCGAAAGGUAGAAAUUUCUUCUUUGGAUGGAGAGGGAGAGAACCAGCUGUACCAGCAUUCUGUUACAUGAAAAUACAACUUGUGGGCAGUUUGAUUUCUUCUGUAUAUUACAACAAGGCAGGAUAAAGAUUGCACAGCAUACCUUAUGGAUUCUCUCUAGCCCUUUUAUUAAUAGUUCUGCUCCAAAUCGUUUGACUGGAGGAGGUCACGGCCUUAGAAUGGAGGAGUUGGCAACAUGAGCUGCCCCAAGUUGUGGAUGAAGGUGGGAAGUCACACAAUUCUUUUAAAUAAAUACAUUUUAAUCAAGCAAGCAACUUAAGCUGCUCCCUAAGUGCCUCUCCCAUUAGGACACAUUUGGGGAAUUUCAUCAACCAGUGCAAACCAGCUCAUUUUCAAACCCUUCUGCUGGCUCCCCACCCACCCCAAUUUGGUCUUACUAUGUUCCAUUUUCAGAGAGCCUGGAGUAGAGUGGACAAAAUCUGCAUUGCUCUUACGUAAUUUCUCUCUACUAUUUCAAAUAUCCUGCAUAUAGAAAGCUGUAUGUCAGUGGAAAUUUUAGAAUAAAAUUCUCUCCUGACUUGACAGCUAUUGCAAAUAUGGGAACUUUUGGUUUGAAACAGUUUUCUAAACAUGCUGCAAUCCCCAAUUGCUUUCACAUGAAAAAGGACACAUUUGCUCAUUUCUUACAGAACUGCUCUUGAAUAGAGAUGUAGUCAAACCAUGAUUGGUUAACUUACAGAGAAGAAGAAAAAAACAUUUUUCUGGCUUUUCCCAUUACUAAUUGAGAUAUAGCUUUGGGAAAUCUAAAACUAAGUUGCCUUUCAAAAUCCUAAAUCAUUGCAAACACUUUCUAAUGCUCUUCUUCUAGAAGUUGUGCAAAUUUUGAAUGAUUCUCAGUACAUUGCUUCAUUUAUAUCUUGCACUUCAUAUUUUUAAAUUUUUACUUUACUAUGAGCAAAUGACUUUUGUCAUUUGCAUGACAAAAUUCAGGAGUUUUUAGUCCAGUUCACUGUCAAAAUAAUUAGAAUUUUAGGAAUUAAAAUUAUUAAUGGGUUGCUCUGGGGGGGGGGCAUGCCUGGUAAAUAUUUGCAGUCAAAAUGGCAUAAAAACCCACUCUAAAGUUUCUGCAAUUUAACCUGGAUUUUGUAAGAUAUAAAUGAUGCCGAACCUAUUUAUUUAUUUUACCUAGUUUAUUCUCAAGUAGAAGCCCAAUGGGAGGGUUGUGUAUUGGAAAGUAGGGCCUCUUUCUUAGCUCUUGGAAAACUCUGCUGAGCCAAUUGUCUGUCACCUCAGAGUUUCCAGGAUCACCCAUUCCAUUAUCCACAUCUUUCAAGCAUGUCUUCACUUCCUCAAAGACUUAGACAUUCAUUGCACUGAACAUCCAUUUCAACUGUACCCUUAAUAGGAAUACCAGACCACAGUCCAAACAAGGAUAAUGAUGGAGAUUGUUUCAUCAGAUAUUUGCCCCAUUUUGCAUUUCUCUCUGAGAAGCAGUCCCUAAUAGCUAAAGUGGAGUGUGUAUUUUGUGUAUUUUUCUACUACAAAAUCAUUUUUGAGACUUGGAAUUCUAUGUGAGUUAGAUUCUCAGAUAACAUCAGGGCAGUUGUUUUGGUUCUCCUGAAUGUUCUACAGUAAUCCGUUCUGCAAUUCCCUGCCCCCACCAAAUAUUAACUGAAAGAGAGGAAGACUCAAUUCAUGCAGUAAUUUAGGAACAGAUUGUUCUUCUGAAACUCCGUUAGGGGUAUCUAAGAGUUUUCUUGCUUAGUUUUUGGCCACUGAUGGCUACCUAUUCUUCUUGCAGUUUACUUUCCUAUUUGGACUCAAAGGUCUAGGUUAUUGUUCCUAAUUAGGAAGGUACUUUAGAAAGUGUAAUCUGCAGCUUCAGCUGUGUAUAUUGUCUCAGAAAUAAGUGGAUGUCAUGGAAUUUACUUGUGAGUAAAUUUACUAUAUUAUAGCUGAAGAUGAAAAAUGGAAACAAAAUAAGUAGGGAAUUUGACAAAUUCAUACCAGGUAGCAUGAAUCUUGAAUUCAAGCAGAAAGGUGAAAUUAACUUGGUUAAUCUGUUUCUAGCUGAUAUCUUUAUUAUUCCAGGACCCUGCCUAUCGUUGGUCAGACUCACUUAACAGUAGUAGAAGGAAAAAAGAAGCUACAACCAAUCAACUGUGUUUCAUUUUUUCCUCCAGCCAUUAUCUGUCUUUAAACAUAUAUUAAUCAUGAUGUUUAUUUGGUAUUUAAAAGUAACUCUUCAAUCAUGCUUUCUAAUUGAACAGCUUAUGUUCUGGAGAGAACUAUAGCUGAGGAAUUCCUUUAUAACACUGAAAGAGUUUCUUUAAAUAAUGACAAACUCUAAAUUUGCAUAAGGGUUGAUGAACCAGAUAGAAGAUAACUAAAAUGAUGGAUUUUCAGAUGUAGAACAGCUAGCAGCAAUAUUGCACAUUAGUGCAUAAAUUAACAUUUUUCUCAGGGAAGGCAACCAACUCCUAAUAUCAAAGUGGGAGAUUCUUUCAAAAGAUUAGAAAGGGUAUUGAGGGGAAUCCAAAUAAAAGUAACACUGCCAAAUGCCUUUAGGUAUCUUUGGAUAAAAGUCAGUGUUAUUUGCAAUGGAUGCUGCAAGUCAUUGCCAGUUAAACAGUAGUGACCUCAUGAGCAUCCAUGGGGAGGGAGGGUCAAAGAAAAGGCAAGGGAUUAAACUGCAAACAUUGCAACCUAACAUAUUUUUAUCAGAUAUUGGACUGCAAGCACCAUCCCAGUGGAAUUUGCAUCAAGGUUUUCAUUGUGGCUUGCUAAACUGUGCUAGUAAGCAUGUAACGCUCCCUAAGGAAACCACCAGCAUUAUGUUGCUUACACUCUAGUUCCUGUUUUACCUUAAUUGCAUUCACGUGCAAAAUAAUGUGAUAUUUUCUGUAUCUAACUUAAAACAUAAAUAGCUUUGGAUAUUCUGAAAUGAAUUUUUAUUGAGUACUAGAAAGCAAAACCAGAAUAAUGUGCAGCUAAUGAGGAAUAGUGGGCCAAAUCCAAGGGAAUUGCAUCAGAGAAGAACUUCAAGUUCAUGAUCCUAUAUUCUCCAGUCACAUGAGAUUCAUUAUAUUGGUAUUUAAGUCUUGAGGGCUACAGGCUUACAGCUCAAUCUAAUUAGCUUUAAUACAAAUGAACAGUUAUCUCCUGUACCUGGGUAGCUGAGGAAAAUUCUUUGGCAGGCCAGCAAGUUCCAUGCAAAUCUCACACCUAUGGCCUUGUUCUUUAUCUACGCCCAGUUGAAGGUAUGUUCUAAUUGCUACUAGAAAUCUAAUAGCUAUUGACACCUAGGCUGAACCUUCUUCACCAAGCGCCUACUGUUCCAGGAAAACAAUGAUAUUGUCCACCUAGUUCUUAAUGUUGUUUAUCCACAUACAAUACUGGGUGGAGGCUGGCCCCAUUUUCAUAUGAAGUACAGCACACAAAGCGGACACUAGCAACUAACCAAUAACAACCCAGCCUAGAUAGCUUUUCUAGGGCAGCCUCUUUCUCUUUGCUGCAUGAAUUUGUAAAUCGGGGAGCAAGGGAUAGAAUUUACAAUGAUUGCUAACUUGUGGUGUAAAUAUUUCUUUUGGGGGUGGUUUUUAGUGUUUUCAUUGGGAACCUCUUUUUUACUUCUACUUUGGGGACUGUUUUUUCUGUUUGUUUUUGUUUUUAUUUUUAUCAAUGCCUUUUAAUUAUUUGUAAAUUUUAAAACUUUGUCUUAUUUUGUAAAUAAUUGUUCUGAAUAUUUCUGAAUAUGGAGUUAAUGGAACCUGAGACAUUUUUGUCAUUUACAAGUAACAACCCUGUGCCUCAGACAAGAUUUGUUUAGCAUCCCUUUUGCCAAUAAAGUCUGAAUCACCAA
This is a messenger RNA of Crotalus tigris (Tiger rattlesnake), 13836 nucleotides long. RefSeq names its product suppressor of glucose, autophagy associated 1 (gene MTCL2). The record is from RefSeq and is a predicted model, not a curated record. The transcript is spliced from 15 exons. Lineage: Eukaryota; Metazoa; Chordata; Lepidosauria; Squamata; Viperidae. Bases 2436 to 7670 code for a protein of 1744 amino acids. Gene Ontology annotation, biological process: insulin receptor signaling pathway; regulation of autophagy.